ACCACACUCAAACACACACACACACAUCCACACCCCUAUCUCCCCACAAACAACCAACGCUAAAAAAACGAACAUGUCUUUCCUCAUCGCACCUAGCCAAUGGGAUGACUUUGAGCAACUCUUCGACAAGCUGGUCACGGACCGCUACGGCCCCCCAUCUUCGGACCGGGCCAAAGGGAUGAAUGACUCGAAGGCGCUCGGCAGUACGGGCUCCCAUAUGGUGAGCAGGAUCCAGCGUCCCAAGAUGGAUGUCGUAGAGACCGACGGCUCCAUCGUCGUCACCACCGAGUUGCCUGGCGCUAAGAAAGAGGACAUCUCCAUCGACCUCCAGAACGGCCGUUUGUCUAUCAGCGGCCACACCAAAGCCUCGAGCGAGCAUUCCGAGGGCAGCGUCAGAGUUUCCGAGAGAUCAUUCGGCUCCUUCAGCCGCUCCAUCGCCGUCCCACCCGGCCUCACCCACGACCAGGUCAAGGCGGGCUUCAAGGACGGCGUCCUCCAAGUCACUAUCCCCAAGACCGUCCCUAACAAGGAAUCACACAACAUCCCAAUCGCUUAGACUUUUCCGCCAUCUUCCCAUCUCUUUCUUCCGCAAAUAAACAACCUCAUUUUUACUUGCCUUCUCAAUUCUCACUUCAUCAUAUUUUUUGUUGUAUAUUUCUGUCCAAUUGUUUCUUGUUUGAGUAUCGUUGUGCGCUCUUGAAUCUACACAUUUUCUCAUGAAUAAAAAUCUCAGGAUUCAUGACUCUA
This is a messenger RNA of Puccinia graminis f. sp. tritici CRL 75-36-700-3, 747 nucleotides long. RefSeq lists its product as uncharacterized. Gene Ontology annotation, biological process: response to hydrogen peroxide; response to salt stress; protein folding. The record is from RefSeq and is a predicted model, not a curated record. NCBI's taxonomy places the organism in Eukaryota, Fungi, Basidiomycota, Pucciniomycetes, Pucciniales, Pucciniaceae. The transcript is spliced from 3 exons. Bases 74 to 556 code for a protein of 160 amino acids.